GUGUGUGUGUGUUUGUGGACUGUUUUGUUAACAAUCCUCCACACUUCUGACUCGUCUCAUUCAUUUGUGUUUUCAGCAGGUCAACAUGUUCAGAAUGAUGUACCAACAUGCAAAGAAACAUCCCGGGUUGAUACCUCAGUUCUUCUUCAUGUUUAUGGGAGUGGGUGGAGCUUCUCUCUAUCUGAUCCGAUUGGCUCGUGGACCUCAUGUCAGCUGGGACAGCAGAAAUAACCCUGAGCCUUGGAACAAACUCAGCCCGACCUAUCAGUACAAGUUGGUGGCCGUCACUACAGAUUAUGAGCACUUGAAGAAAGAAGGACCUGACUUUUAAAAUACCUUAACAAGAUCUACACACACACACACACACACACACACACACACACACACACACACACACACACACACACACACACACACACACACACACACACACACACACACACACACACACACACACACACACACACACACACACACACACACACACAAGUGAACACUACAUAGGCAACAGAUGUGUUUUAUACAAUCAGA
Molecule: messenger RNA, 531 nt
Organism: Paramisgurnus dabryanus
Lineage: Eukaryota; Metazoa; Chordata; Actinopteri; Cypriniformes; Cobitidae
Product: NADH dehydrogenase [ubiquinone] 1 alpha subcomplex subunit 4-like 2
Cellular component (GO): respiratory chain complex IV
Source: RefSeq, a predicted model, not a curated record